AUGUACCAUCGUCGGCUUGCCGAUAAGCAAACAGGGAAGACGAGCAUUGGGAAUAUCUUCAUUGCCGGUCUUGGGGCUGGAGUGACGGAAGCUGUUGCCAUCGUGACGCCCAUGGAAGUGGUGAAGAUUCCUCUGCAAGCUCAACAACAUUCAUUGGCCGAUCCUCUUGAAGCGCCUCGGUACCGUAAUGCUGGUCAUGCUGUGUACACCAUCAUUCGUGAGGAAGGAAUCUCGACAUUGUAUCGUGGUGUCUCUUUGACGCCACUGAGACAAGCUACGAAUCAGGGUGCCAACUUCACCGCGUACCAAGAAAUCAAGAAGCUCGCGCAUAAGUACCAGCCAGACUUGGUCGAGCUACCAUCCUACCAACACAUGAUGAUUGGUCUUAUCUCUGGAGCUAUGGGUCCGUUCUCAAAUGCACCAAUAGACACUAUCAAAACUCGUCUACAAAAAGCCAAAGCAACUCCAGGCCAAUCCUCCUUCCAGCGCAUAUUCGCGAUCGCGGCAGAUAUGUGGAAGAUGGAGGGCGUGCGGUCAUUCUACAAGGGCAUCACCCCCGCGUGCUGCGCGUGGCACCCGGGCAGGCGAUCGUGUUCGCGGUUUAUGAACGCGUGA
Messenger RNA from Psilocybe cubensis, 615 nucleotides. RefSeq lists its product as uncharacterized. The coding region runs from base 1 to 615 and encodes 204 amino acids. The transcript is spliced from 4 exons. Gene Ontology annotation, biological process: fumarate transport; succinate transport. Lineage: Eukaryota; Fungi; Basidiomycota; Agaricomycetes; Agaricales; Agrocybaceae. The record is from RefSeq and is a predicted model, not a curated record.